Vigna unguiculata (cowpea) is the source of this 693-nucleotide messenger RNA. Lineage: Eukaryota; Viridiplantae; Streptophyta; Magnoliopsida; Fabales; Fabaceae. The record is from RefSeq and is a predicted model, not a curated record.
AUGAACCAGUACGAUGACACUACUGAUCCAGAGGAGCACGUGAACGUCUUCACCACCCAAGCAGGAUUGUACACUUCGGAUAACGCAAUCCUCUGUCGUGUUUUCCCAACAUCCCUAAAAGGGCCUGCACUCAAUUGGUUCACACGAUUACCACCCAACUCUAUCAAUUGUUUCGAUACGUUGGCCACACGUUUUGGCAUACAGUUCGCCACCAGUAAGCCACACCAUCUUACUUCUCUAGCAUUGGUAAAUAUACGACAGGAAAAAGGAGAGUCUCUGCGGGAAUUUAUGGAACAAUUAUGGAAGAUAUUCUUGAAUAUCUCUAAUUUGAAUCCUGAGGUCACCAUGCACCACCUCAUAACAGCACUAAAGCCUGGCCCUUUCGUUGACAGUCUAUGCAAGAAGUUCGUGAACAAUCUGGAUGAGCUUCGGACCAGGGCCACCAAAUUCAUGCAGGUGGAGCAACUAAAAGAAUUCCACAAUACAACUCGAUUAGACACACAGGAGAAUAGGCACCAUGAUAGAGAGCGAACGUUAGCUCCCCGAUCCGGCCAUAGGUUCAAAGACUCUAGGCAGUCGAAAUACAGCAGAGGUACAGAGGAGCAGCGCGUAAUCUCAGCCAAAAAGAAAGGAGUUGAUAUUUGGCGAAGUACAGACGGGCAAACCCCAAAUAAGGAAGGAGUUGAUAUUUGA